This is a messenger RNA of Neltuma alba, 655 nucleotides long. RefSeq lists its product as uncharacterized. The transcript has 2 exons. The record is from RefSeq and is a predicted model, not a curated record. Bases 80 to 616 code for a protein of 178 amino acids. NCBI's taxonomy places the organism in Eukaryota, Viridiplantae, Streptophyta, Magnoliopsida, Fabales, Fabaceae.
UAGUUGUCACUGGAUGCUAUGCUAGUUGUCACUAGAUGCUCUGUCCCUUGUUACUAAAUGCUUUGUUAAUUGUCACUGGAUGUUCUGUCCCUUGUUAGUGGAUGGGGCGUUUUUUGUCAGUAGAUGCUCUGUCCUUUGUCACUGGAUGCUAUGUGCCUUGUUACUGGAUUCUUUAUGCCUUGUUACUGGAUGCUAUGUGCCUUGUUACUGGAUGCUCUUUGCCUUGUUACUGGAUGCUGUGUUGUUACUGAUGCCUUUUAAUUAUGUCUGUGUGUGUGUUUUUUUCCAAAUGAACUGUUUCCAUUCGAUGCUACGUGCUGUUAAGCCAGAAUUGUUUGCCAAUGAGGACCAAAUUGACAAGGAAGUGAAAUGGGCUAAAGUCUAUGUGCAGAAUGAUACUGAUUUAUGUGGAGUUCAUGUUAUCUCUUGGCUACAAGAGUGGGAUGGCACUGUUCGAGAUAAUGCAGGAUAUACAAUGCCACGAUACUCCAAUGAUGAACUACAAGAGUUGAACGUUGGCUAUUUGUGGUGGUUGGUUACCUAUCCAAAUAAUGAACAUGGGGGUCAAGUGAUGUCAAUGCUAUCGGACUACAACAAGACCAAGAAGAGGAGAUAGAGUAGUCUAUUAAUUUUUUGUUCUCUUAGCCCAUGAUGU